UUAUAGGUAGAACACAGCUGUGUUUCUGCUGAAAAGCCCCAGGCUGGGCUUGGCCUUUGUACCUUUUUCUGCUGAAGAAACCAAUAAGUAUGGGGAGGUAGAAGAGACACUCAAACCAUCUCCCAACCCUUGGGCUGCAGGGGACCUUGGUCAGUCAACCUUUGACCCUCUAGCCUGUGGUGAUGUCAUAGCUGUGCCAUGGCAACAGAGCACAUUCUAGGAGAAGAGACAGGGUGAGAGGUGGCCAUGAUGCCCUUGGUCUGAGGUGGUCCUGCUGGGAGCUCCUUCCUCCACGUGGGGUCGGGAUGGAGAAGGAUGCCACAACUCACAGGAGACACCGGCCAGGCCCCGGGACCCUGCCCCCAGGAAUGGCCCCCGGACACCUUAAGGCUGCCAGUGAGGGGGCAGAGCUCCACAGGAGCAGGAGCAUGGGUGGCUUGCACCAGAAAGGGGACCCACCAAGCCAUGUCAGGAAGCUGCACAAAGAGCCAGAGUCUGAAGACCAGGGGAAAGACCCAAAGAGUGAAGUAGACGACAUCAUCUGCCAGGCAAACUUAGAGGAAGACAAGAAGGAAACGAGUCUGGAUGCACUGGGAAAGCUGGACCACAAGAGUGGGAAAAUAGAGCCAGAGAGUGAGAAGAAUGAUUCUGAAGCCAGCGCCAAGGAGGAGCAGGAUGGAGAACUCAAGGGAAGAUGUGCCCCAGAGGCUGAGGAUCAAGAUUCAGAGUCUGUGAGGCUGAGCAGCCUUCUGGAAAAGGAGAAACCAUCAGUGUUUGUGGAGAUUGACCUGGGAGACCACGUGGAGGAGGAGGUCAUCUGUGCCACAGGAGAAGAGAAGAGGCCUGAGAUGGACACAGGGGACUUGUCAGAGGAUGAGACAAGGACCAGCUGGGUGUGCUGCAUCCCAUACCCCAUGAGGAGGAGGGCAAGAGAGAACCCAGCAUCCCUGGAGAAGGUACUUGGCAUCUGGAGAAGAGGGAAAGGCCAGGGACGAAGCACAGGGAUGGUCAGGCACCUGUGCUCACCUGAAAGCCCUCUACCUGCAUUCCCAGGAUUCCCAUGUUCAUCUCAUGGAAAUUGCCAGAGGUAGAGCGAAUAACAAGGGGCAGAUAGUGGUGUGAUGAAGGAGCUAGGUGGCUUCAGGAACGUUGUUUAAUGCUCUUGGCAGUCUCCUGUUGGGAAAAGGGCCAAGGCACCCAGUGUCAAUCCAGCUCUGGAGCCAGCUCCUCUCCUAGCAAUUGCCAGAGUCAUGAUGUGGCUGCAACCAGGGAGUCGUGGCCCCAAUGAGAAAUGGCAGGAUGUACAGGGACCCUGGACACGACGGAACCAGAACGGUCACUUAAGAAACCAAUGAUCCAAAGGAAGAGGGCUACAGAUGAAGAGAUGGGACAGGGUUCCAUCUUCUUUAACACGCCAAGUUAGCACCACCAUCCUGAGUCAGCCUUAUCAGUGAGGCAUGAGCCUCACUCUGGACCCACCCUUCAGAGGCAAGCACACAUUGGCACUCCCACAUAGGGGUGUUACAUGCUUACAGCAUAUGCAUACAAGCACACUCACAGAGGGACGCAUGCAUAGCCACACAACUCAUACAGAAACCACACAUGUGUACAUAGGGGUGUGCACAUAUGAUCUCAUGCAUGUCCACAGUUAUGUGUGGCCACAUGAGUACAGCAGUCUGUGUACCUGUGCACAGGUGUACAUAUACUUGUUGGCAUAUGCAGAGUGACACAGUUUCAAGUAUGCAGGGUCUCGGACAUUACCACAACCAUGCAGUCCCUACAUUUGUGUGUAGAGUAGAGGCAGGUAAGUUAGAAGCCACAGGUGACUUGCAUGUCUGCAUGUCAGCUGUUCCCCUGCGUGUUCAUGGAGUACAUAUGAGGACUUGGAGGUUACUCAGCCAGAGAGGGCACGUGCUCCAUAUUAGUCUUUUCUGUCAGCUCUGGGAGGGAGUUGUGCAGCAGUCACCACCCCAGACGAUGAGUGCACUCCCAGCAGGGAUGGUGGCCCCUUUCACCUCUCCCACAGUGCCACCUGGUGGCCAGACUUCCCAAACCUCUCUUUUCAGUCCUAGGAAUAGACCGUCCAGGAUGUUGGUGGCUUGGAGCUUCAUCACCGUCGCAGAACUUAAACCCUUCGGCUAAUUAUUCUCUAGAGGACAAGCUAGAAAUGUGAACAUGCAUUGCUGAGCCAUCAAUUACGAUGUCCUGGGCUGUAGCUGGAGGUUGGGGCAGCCAACAACUCCACCGUGCUAUCCUUGGUACCCUGAGGGACACAGACUCUCAUUGGGGGACCCUUGUCCUCAGAUAGUGCUUGGUGGUGUGGGGCCCCCAAAGCACUUUCCUGCCUGAACCCCACAGAAGAAAAAGAAAAAAAAAACCUUUAAAUGUGGACAUCCAAGGUUCCUGUGUGGCCGCCUCAGGGAUGUGGUGGGUAUGGAGGGCUUUAGAGCCCAAGAUAGGCCCUGGGGGCUGAAGGCCUUGAGGAGGUACUGAGUCACUGGGAGACAUGUUGGGCCCAAUGAAGGUCUGUGGCUUGGGGGAUGACAGAAUGGGACCAGGGCAUAUGUAGGAAGAGAAAAGACCUAAUACUGAAUUGGAGAGGACCACAAGAAGAGAUGACCCCAAGCUGACCCUUGGGGGCCCAAAAGGGCUGACAUCUCAGUAUCUUCUGUGUCAGCUUUGGGACACAUUUUUAGGAUUCAGUGAACAUCACAGCUAUGUGGAGUUCUGACAAAGAAUGUCCAAGCAGGGGGCAGGGACUGAGACCUAAGCACAUAUUUUCAUUCUCUUGGGAGUGAAAUCAGUAUGAGAUCAUCAGUGCCCUCACUAGAUGGAGACCAUGGGUCUUGAGGCCAGACCCAGCACCAGGCUAUGUGUGAGAUAGGAAGGGCCUCACCCUUGAGUACCAGGUGCUCUCUCAGACUGUCAGCCCAGGUGAGCCUUGUACCAUUCCAAGAGGAUCCCCUGCUUGCUCCCCAGAAUCUAGCUGGAGGCUUCAGAGCAGAGUAACAGGUGUUCAGGGGCAAGGGGCGUUCUCAAAGUCAGCAGAAACUUGUAGGACAGGCCUAGGUGUGCCCAGGAUCUGCCUAGUCUCCCAGCGCCUCCCCAGGCUGCCACCUCUGAGACUGAGGACUAACUGGCAGGGAACCCACAUGUGGCCCACAUGAGUUUGCCCCUGAGAUGGAAACAUUUCAGGAAGUGGCUUGGGCCUUAGCCUGGGAGGAGAGGUUGGGAUGAGGCAGGGUAUCCUAAAGCCUCCAGUGCUGCCACCCUGGGGUCUGCUGUUGUGAGGCUGGACUCCGGUCCAUCAGAUCGUGCUCUGUAGGGUAUGAGGCUUGGCUCGGCUCUACUUGUCACCAUGAUUUCUUAAGGAGAAUUUUCAGCUGGCUUCAUAAAAGGCAAACCAGUAACCAGCACAGACCCAUGAAUGAAUGUAGCCAGGGGCCCCCUCCCACUUGCCCAUACCCCAUUGGGCCCCUGGAAAUGUUUAUCAGAGGGUGUAUACCAAGGACUCAGUGACAUUAGGGCCAGCAUCAGGCUGGCCCAACAUGCUGAGGAGAGUGAGCCAUGGGGCUACCAGCCCUCCAAUCCUGGAGGCUUCACCCUCCUGCCCCUUGCCACCGUUAGCCGAGUUGGUUGAGAGUUGACCAGGUCCCCACACAGCCCUGUCAUCCUCUUGUAGAUACUACAGAUCCAGAAGCUUGGGACUCCAUCCCACUCACGCUGAACAUGCAAACACAGCCCCCCCUCCCCCAAACCCAUGCUGCUUUACGGUGACAUUAAAGUUUACAUAUUCACAGUCCCCUUAGGUUCAUUAAACUCUCAGCACACGGGGACAUGCCUUGUACUGACAGCAGCAGCUGUCACUGCCCCACAGUGCCCAGGGAGCUGUGCUUGCUUCAUCCUGCUCAGGCUGGGUCCUCUGGAAGCUAGCUUCCAUCCCAAACAAUCUCAAGGUCCCCACUAUCACCUCAUUAGGCUAGACAAAUACAGCCUCCAUACUUGCUGUGGCAACACCCUAUUACUCAAGAAAUAUACAUUCCUGUAGCCCUGUGUCUGGACCUGGUCACAAAGGCCAGAUUCAUUACAUGGUCAGCUCAUCUAGAUCUUUAGUUCUCUCAGUGGUGGUUCCUAGAGUUAAGGGGUAAACUUCAGUUAUCUUUCUACUGCAAACAUCCCAUCUACUGCCAGCUUUAUCCCUCAACAUUUGACUUCGAAGCCAGGAACAGCUGCUGGAAGGCUCUUCUCCCCUCCUUCACCACUGGACAGUAGGACGGAUGGAUGAAUUCUUGUGUGGUUUGCCUGCCUGCCUCACUGAGGGUCUGGGGCUGCUUCCUCUACGAGCAUGAGGCCUAUGUGAAGUAUCAGCAAGAGUUUUUGAGAAAUGCUAAUGGGUCUUUGAGAGCUUCAGACAACCUGUUGAGAAUUCCAAAGAGCCCAGCCCCUCAGCCAUGCAUGGGCCUGGUAUGGUUCUGAGGCCGCUUGAGCCCUGCUGCCCUGUUCACCCUCGGAGAACCUGUGCACCAGCAAGACAUUGACACCUGGAAAGAUAUGUGAGCUGCUCACCACCAAGCUUCACAGACAAGGACGGGGGCCCCCUAGGUACCUGCAGAGUUCUUCCUGCUUCUAGAAGCAGCCAGACACCCGGCUAUCUCUUGACCUAUUUUUUUGGCCCUUCAUUUUUCCUUUUUAUGUUUGCAUGUCAACUCCUGAGUGCCCUCUGUCCAGCCCUGUGGAACUGGGAGUGCCAUGGGAGGGCGGCUCAGCCUGAGUACC
Perognathus longimembris pacificus (Pacific pocket mouse) is the source of this 4776-nucleotide messenger RNA. It is a transcript of the gene C3H13orf46, whose product is annotated as chromosome 3 C13orf46 homolog. The record is from RefSeq and is a predicted model, not a curated record. The transcript has 7 exons. NCBI's taxonomy places the organism in Eukaryota, Metazoa, Chordata, Mammalia, Rodentia, Heteromyidae. Bases 306 to 1091 code for a protein of 261 amino acids.